AUGGAGCCGCGGUGGCAUUACCAGUUCCGGGUGAUCAUGCUGGGGGACUCGACGGUGGGAAAGUCCUCCCUGCUGCGGCGCUACACCGAGGGGGUCUUCCUGGAUGCCAUCAACCAGACGGUGGGGGUGGAUUUCUACGUGCAGUUCGUGGAGCUGGAGCCGGGGCUGAGGGUGAAGCUGCAGUUCUGGGACACGGCCGGGCAGGAGAGGUUCAGGUCCGUGACUCGCUCCUACUACCGCAACUCAGCGGGGGGGAUGUUGCUCUUCGACCUCACCAACCGCGCGUCCUUCCAGAGCGUCCGGCAGUGGCACCGGGAGGUGACGGACGCCGUCCAGCCCUCCCGCGUCGUCUUCCUGCUGGUGGGACACAAGAGCGACCUGGCAGGGCAGCGGCGGGUGGCCCGGAGGGAGGCAGAGAAGCUGGCAGCCUCCCUGGGGGUGCAGUAUGUGGAGACUUCGGCCAAGGAUGCCAGCAACGUGGUGCAAGCCUUCCAGAUGCUGACCUUGGCCAUCUACCAGGCGCUGCGCAGCGGGAGGCUGGUUCCCAGCGAGGCCUGGGAUGGGGUGAAGAGCAGCAUCCCCCUGCCUGCACCCCUCCAGGUGCUGGAGAAGGAGGAGAAGAAGAAGAGGUGCUCGUGCUAG
Molecule: messenger RNA, 642 nt
Organism: Apus apus (common swift)
Lineage: Eukaryota; Metazoa; Chordata; Aves; Apodiformes; Apodidae
Gene: RAB42
Product: RAB42, member RAS oncogene family
Exons: 2
Coding region: 1-642 (213 amino acids)
Molecular function (GO): GTPase activity; GTP binding
Source: RefSeq, a predicted model, not a curated record